Lotus japonicus is the source of this 2879-nucleotide messenger RNA. Its product is annotated as clathrin interactor EPSIN 2. Gene Ontology annotation, molecular function: phospholipid binding; clathrin binding. The record is from RefSeq and is a predicted model, not a curated record. NCBI's taxonomy places the organism in Eukaryota, Viridiplantae, Streptophyta, Magnoliopsida, Fabales, Fabaceae. Gene Ontology annotation, biological process: endocytosis. The coding region runs from base 269 to 2548 and encodes 759 amino acids. Gene Ontology annotation, cellular component: clathrin vesicle coat; endosome; plasma membrane. The transcript has 13 exons.
GAAGAAAAAGAAAGAAGUGAAGAAUUUUCUUCAUCAUUUUUGUUUUAUUCAAGUGGGAGGGAGGAAGGGAGGGAAGGGAAGUCAAGGCAGCAUACAGCACCACCAGGCAGCAGCAACCAGCAGCCAGCAGCCAGCAGCCAGCAGCCAGCAGCCAGCAGCCACAUAUUAUACUUUUCUUCAAACAGCUCUUGCAAAUUUCUCUAGUUCAGUUUCCAGAUUCUGCCAACUACUUUGAUCAGUUCAGCUGUGGUGCUGAAAACCACCUCCAAUGAAGAAGGCCAUUGGUCAAACUGUCAGGGAGCUGAAAAGAGAAGUAAACAAGAAAGUAUUGAAAGUUCCAGGGAUAGAACAGAAGGUUCUUGAUGCUACCAGCAAUGAAGCUUGGGGUCCUCACGGAUCACUCCUUGCAGAUAUUGCACAGGCGACCAGAGACUUUCAUGAAUGUCAGAUGAUCAUGGCAGUAAUUUGGAAGAGGAUUAAUGACUCUGGCAAGAAUUGGCGGCAUGUCUACAAGGCUUUGAUAGUGCUCGAGUACUUACUGGCUAAUGGAGCAGAACGAGUCAUAGAGGAUAUUAGAGAACAUACCCAUCUAAUAUCGACAUUGUCCAGCUUUCAAUAUAUUGAUUCCAGUGGAAGAGAUCAGGGAAACAAUAUAAGGAAGAAGUCACAGAGUUUCGUUCUCCUUGUAAAUGAUAAAGAAAGGAUCAUAGAGGUUAGACAGCAGGCUGCUGCCAACAGGGACAAGUUUCACAAUAAUUCAACAAGUGGAAUGUAUAAGCUUGGUUCAUAUUCAAGCAGUGGAACUUAUGGUGAUAGAUAUGAUGAUGAUCGUCAUGGAAGCAAGGAGGAUGAUAGAAGUGAUUAUGGUAUCAGCAGAGAAAAAGAAUGGGGCUAUAGAGAUGAUGAUCGAAAUAGUCGUGGUGGAGAUUAUUAUGGCAGAGAUAAUGAGGAACACAAUAGUAGAGAGGGUUACAGGGAUGACGAGUACAAUGGAAGCAGUGCUAAAGCUGAAGACCAUUCACUGGAAGGAAGGCUAGAGAGGGAAGCUUCUGAGAAAAAUGUUGCUGCUCCUCCUAGUUAUGAAGAAGCUGCUUCUCAAAGCCCUUUACAAAAUGAAAGGGAUGGAGAGAUUUCAGGAGCAUCUGCGCCAAGAGGAUCUUCUCCUGUGAGUGAUAAUCCACACCAAACCUAUGCUUCCACAGGAUCUUCUCUUGUACGCGAUAAUCCAAUGGAUGAAACUGCUGCUGCAACUACUGUUACAGCUGGAAGCCAGGAAGUUGGCACUUGGGAUGAAUUUGACCCCCGUGGUCCUGUGUCAGCUGCCCCAGCUGUUGCUGAUAAUGUUGAAAUGGACUUAUUCAGCUCUCUGUCAGAUCCAUUCUCUUCAAAUGCAUUGGCUCUCGUGCCAUCUUCAUCAGCAACCACAACCCAUCAAGGCUUUCUGAAUCUUGGCUCGACACCAUCCUUUCCACAGCCAUUAUCUGGAUCCCACAAACUAAAUCCAGUACCGUUGUUUGAAGAUCCAUUUGGUGAUUCACCAUUUAAGGCGGUCCCUUCUCCUGAAACUGCUCCAUUUCCACCCCAGAUGCAUCAGAAUCUUGAACCAUCCGAAUUAAGUGGUCCUAAUACAGAAAAUGUGUCUAACUUUGGGUUUGGAGACUCAUUUUCUGUUGUACCAUACUCUACAUCUUCUGUCAGUGACACUCAGCUUGUAUCAUCAAACUCACAGUUUUUACCUCAAUAUUUGUCUUCUCCACCACAAGAACCUGAUAUUCUUGCAGACAUUCUCCCCCCUGCACCAUUAAGUGGAAUAACUUCACAGCAUAACUUUUCAGCCCCUCCUUCAUAUGCUCAAUCUCUACCAUCCUUUUCAGCUUCAUCUGGGCAAAUGGCAUCACAGUUCUUUCUUGCACAAAGUGGCCAACUUAUGCAGCAAGGUUUCUCAGCCUAUCAAGCCUCACAAUUUAACAGCAGGAACUUCAUUGCGCACCAGGGAAAUGUACCUGGUGGAAAACAAAGUGAUGUUGUAGGUAGCUUACUUGGUGAAGGAGUAAACGCUCCUAAUGUUUGUCAACCUUCCAAUGACAAGUUUGAGACAAAAUCAACAGUUUGGGCCGAUACACUAAGUAGGGGGUUGGUUAAUUUGAAUAUAUCUGGACCUAAAAUAAACCCAUUAGCAGAUAUUGGAAUUGACUUUGAUGCCAUCAAUAGGAAGGAAAAGAGGAUGGAGAAGCCCACCACAGUACCCCUAACAUCAAAUGUAACCAUGGGUAAAGCCAUGGGAUCUGGUUCUGGUAUAGGCCGAGUCGGCGCUAAUGCUCUCAAACCCCCAUCAAACCCGAUGAUGGGUCCUGGUGUUGGUAUGGGAAUGGGAGGUUAUGGGGCUAUAAAUGUACCAAUUAUGGGUAUGGGUACAAGGCAAGGAAUCCAGAUGCAACCACCUUCUGCAUUGCCUCCUGGGUCCAAUGUAGCAGGUAAUUAUAAUUCCAUGAUGGGAACAGGUGGUUAUCACCAACAACCUUAUGGUGGGGGUGGGGGCUACCGAUGAUAUUGGGCAAUCAUACCUAGAUAACAAUCUCAGUGUAUGACACUGAGCAUACUUAUAUACAAAGUUAGUGCAUGUCAAUGGUGCUGCAUACCCAAAAUUUUUGUUACAAGUUGAGAGAUGGCAUGUUAGUAGACUCAAUAUCACUAUACCAGUGUAAGAUAUUAUUUUCCCUGUAAAGUGACCCAGUGUCAUGUGUGCUUAUUCUUGUGUUUUGUAUAUUUAUAUCAUUUCCAUUAUUUUUUUGGUCAUUGUUUCUAUAUAUGAUGUGUGGCAUCAUGUCUGUGUUGUACAUGUGACUGGAUUGAAUAACCUUACUUGGGCUGUUGCUUUC